Messenger RNA from Emiliania huxleyi CCMP1516, 399 nucleotides. RefSeq lists its product as hypothetical. The transcript has a single exon. The coding region runs from base 1 to 399 and encodes 132 amino acids. The record is from RefSeq and is a predicted model, not a curated record. NCBI's taxonomy places the organism in Eukaryota, Haptophyta, Isochrysidales, Noelaerhabdaceae.
AUGUCACAUAAGGUCAAGCUUGACCGCAGAAGCAUCAAGAAGCGGAUACUCCAGCUCGACUGUGCCGGCAACGCUGCCUCCUCACGCCGGCUGGCUGCCAGCAGCCGUCGCGGCCCGUGGCGUGCACCAGAGAGGGAGAGAGGUCGAGUCCGCGUGGCUCAGGCCGGCCAGAAGGUGUGUGGCGACGGCACCGUGGCAGGAGUGCGGAGAAGAGCUCGCCGAACGCGAGCAGCGGAAGGCCGAAGUGUGCCAGCGCGAGAGCCUCGCGAACGGGUGCAGAAAAAGCUCGCCGUGACACGAUGCCGGGCGGUGGUGGUGCUCUGGCGGCUGUGCACAGUGGGAAACGUCAGGCUGCAACAGGGCAGCACGAUGGUCGUGCCCCGCUGCAGCCUGGCCUGA